Messenger RNA from Talaromyces amestolkiae, 1464 nucleotides. RefSeq lists its product as uncharacterized. Gene Ontology annotation, cellular component: plasma membrane. Gene Ontology annotation, biological process: ammonium transmembrane transport. Bases 1 to 1464 code for a protein of 487 amino acids. The record is from RefSeq and is a predicted model, not a curated record. Gene Ontology annotation, molecular function: ammonium channel activity. NCBI's taxonomy places the organism in Eukaryota, Fungi, Ascomycota, Eurotiomycetes, Eurotiales, Trichocomaceae. The transcript has 7 exons.
AUGUCGUCCUCGGACUUGACCAACCCUGCUCCUGCCUGGCUGGACAAAGGCGAUCAGGCAUGGCAAUUGACUGCAGGUACACUGGUUGCGUUGCAAUCCAUCCCCGGUCUUGCUAUCCUCUAUGCCGGUUUUGUGAAGAAAAAAUGGGCCAUCAAUUCCGCAUUCAUGGUUUUCUACGCAUUUUCCGCAACACUAAUCUGCUGGGUAAUCUGGGCCUACAAGAUGGGCUUCGGCGAACAAUGGGGCAAUUUUCCUCUCGUGGGGGCCCCUGGCCCCGUAUUGACGAUGCAACAAAAUCUGGGCCAAACCCAUCUACCAGCUGCCGGGCUGACGACCAACUUCAAUUUGUCGACUAUGAUAUACUUCCAGUUUGUGUUUGCGGCGAUCACGGUGAUUAUUCUGGGUGGGUCUUUGUUGGGUAGAAUUAAUAUUUUGGCUUGGAUGGUCUUCGUACCACUCUGGAUUACCUUUUCGUACACGGUCGGGGCCUUUAGUAUCUGGGGAGGAGGUUUUUUGUAUCAGUUGGGAGUUCUCGAUUAUUCAGGCGGCUAUGUCAUCCAUCUUAGCUCCGGCACGGCUGGAUUCACCGCUGCAUACUGGCUCGGCCCUCGUUUACAGCGAGACAGGGACUCAUUCUAUCCUAACAACAUCCUCCUCAUGCUAGUCGGCGCAGGUAUCCUCUGGGUCUGCUGGAACGGCUUCAACGGCGGKGAUCCAUACGCCGCGAGUCCCGAUGCCGGUGUCGCCGUGCUCAAUACAAACAUCUGUACUGCCAUGAGCCUUUUGGUCUGGACCACGCUAGACUAUAUCUUUUUCAAGAAGCCUUCCGUCAUUGGCGCGGUGCAAGGUGAGAUCACUGGCCUUGUGGCUAUUACGCCCGCUGCUGGAUUUGUGACUGGCUGGGGKGCUAUCGUCAUUGGUGCUUGUUCUGGCUCUAUUCCUUGGAUCUCAAUGAAUGUACUUGGGCGACAGAAGUGGAUGAAGCAGGUGGAUGACGUUAUGGGCACAGUGCACACACACAUGGUCGCCGGGUUCACUGGUGGAUUUUUAACCGGUAUCUUCGCUACAAUCGACGGUUGCGCAGCAUUCGGCUUGACCAAUCCUGGAGGUGCCAUUGAAGGCAAUGGCAAACAAGUCUGGCUUCAGAUCGUGGGCGCACUGUUCAUCAUCGGAUAUAACCUUUUCAUGACUAGUGUGAUUUGUCUCUUUAUCAAAUACGUCCUGCGCAUUCCAUUGCGCAUGUCUGAUGAGCAUCUCAUGGUUGGGGAUGAUGCUGUUCAUGGUGAGGAGGCGUAUGCUCUCUUCUUCGAGGGGGAGAGGAGCCACCUCAGUUUGCAUGGUGCUGGCUUGGAGAGUGGACAAAUUACUGAAGGGCAAUUGCCCCAUACUAGCCCUACCAGUGGCCAUGUCAGCCCCGCCGAGCAUUCAUCUUCCCGGGACAAGGAUGAGGUGAAGAUGGAUUAA